Molecule: messenger RNA, 1218 nt
Organism: Ziziphus jujuba (common jujube)
Lineage: Eukaryota; Viridiplantae; Streptophyta; Magnoliopsida; Rosales; Rhamnaceae
Product: pre-mRNA-splicing factor SPF27 homolog
Exons: 7
Coding region: 104-871 (255 amino acids)
Biological process (GO): mRNA processing
Cellular component (GO): catalytic step 2 spliceosome; precatalytic spliceosome; Prp19 complex
Source: RefSeq, a predicted model, not a curated record
UUCAAAAAGCCCACACUUCCCUCUCUCUCUCUCUCUCUCUCUCUCUCUCUCUCUCUAUAGCCUCUGCUCUCGCAGAGCUCGAUUCGCACCGCAACCACCAACAAUGGCGAACAACAACAACGGGGAGAUACUUAUGCUCGAAGCACCGCCACAACAGCCCACCGGUCCUUCAUGGAGACCCUCCGCUAACGCCGAGAUAAUUGACGCCUUGCCGUACAUCGAUGACGACUAUGGCAACCCCGUCGUCAAGAAAGAGGUCGACCGUUUAGUGGAGGAAGAGAUGCGACGAAGCUUCAAGAAGCCCAAUGACUUCCUCAAGGACUUGCCUCCACUCCCCAAAUCGAAUUUCCAGGAUAACCCAAUGCUUGCUAGAGAGUACGAGCGUGUUAGAGCUGCAAAGCCUCCGAUCAUUCUGGAUUUUUCCAGAGAUAAGUUGGAGACACCGCCUGUGAAUAAAAGGAAUGAUGAAACUGCUUGGAAGCAAGCACUUCAGAAAGCUCAGUGCUCCUUCCAACAUCAAGUCUUUAGGUUGGAGAAUUUGGACGUGACUUUUAAGUAUGGUUCUGAGGCAUGGAAGCAGCACAACCGACGAUUGGAAGUGCUUUUGUCCAGAAUGCAAAAGUUAGCUCAGGAACAUUUUGAGAAGAUUGAAGCAGUGAACCGUGAUAGGAAAUUUCAUCAGCAAAAUACUGCUUUCGAGCUUAAUGCUCUGUCUGCACAAUGGAAAGAACUUUGUCAGAAGAAUAUAGAAAUUCAAGCUGCAUGUGCUCAACUUGAAAAUCAUAUAUCGGAAUUAAAGAAAGAAGCAGCAGAAAGAGGCUGGAACUUGGAAACAGGUGCAGAGAAUGGUUCUCAGCCACAUGUUGAAUGAGAAGGUUCAAGAAGAUCCGGCUAAGUUGAUUAAUGGGUAUUAUAAUUAGUGGAAACAAUCCGGCUGACAAACGAAACCAGCAUGCAGGUGCUUGUUGUUUGGGGAAUAUGAGUAAAUUCCAUUCCCCAGAGUGCCCUUUUCUUGUAUGAAUGUUAUUGAUGUAAAAUUUCUUGGGUAUUGCUCUGAUUCGCCUGUAAUGGUGAGAAAGAUUGGUUCAAUUUAACUGCUCUGCUUUUCUUAUGUCUACUGGUUAGCCUUUAUAGGAGUUGAAAAGAACAUGUUAUUGCGCUUGUUAGAGGAGCGUGGAAAUAUGAGCAAGAAAUGAGUAUUGCCUCAAAUUAUUAUUA